UAAGCACAGGAAAUGCCACGUGUACUCACUGCGCAUGCUUAAGGAGCAUACGUUCCUCCUCCAACUUCCUGUGAACGAAGACAUGUUUUAUGUUUGACAGACAGUUGUAGGAGACGUAAUAUAUGAUUCCUUACGUGUGAGAAGGAAUAACUCCGUAACCAUGAUCUUCUAGUAGCUAGCUGCUAAGCUAGCUAAGUGAAAGAAUUUUAUCUGUACCUCUGAACAGUGGCAAUAAAUACCGUAUCAAGGGAGGUUUUCUUUCAACUGGAACGUAGUAAAUUGCGUAGUAAAUUGUGUAGGUUAGCUAGCUAACUAGCUAGAUAUCUGCAGCUUGGUUAGUUAGCUAGCUAGUUAUCUAACGUUAUUCGCUUAACGAAGCACCUCCAGAGUUCAUCUUGCUGUUUCCUUUUCAAUAUGUCAAACGAUGGUUUCACCUCUCAGAAUGGGACUGGUGGAGGGACCUAUACUAAUGCGCUUUGUGCAGAUGUACUCCAGCCAUCUGACAAAUCAGUUAUCCAAUAAACAGAAGAAACAUUCAACCGACUGCAAUCCAAGUUUCAACAAAACAUCCAAUGAACUAAUUAAAAAAGUCCUUUACUGAGUCCUAUUGCACUUCAGCCCACAACUCAAGAUUUCAUGGAAGGCCAGGCAGGCUGUCCUACUAUAGCACAGUCCAAAGCUCCAUUGACAUCUGGCACAAAUCCCUCUAGGCCCUACCAGCAAGCCACUGAAGUGAGCAUGUACCAAAACCCCUCUGGUUCAUCCUUGCCUGUUAUGCCACCUGUGGGACCUUUGCGGCCCAUGCAACCCUCUCAGCCUGACCCAAAUAACCACAGGAUGUCCAUGUCACCACCUUCACAGAGCCCCACAACCCUCCCAGUAUCUAACAGUUACUACCAGCAUCCUCAACAACCUACAAGCUGGCAGUAUAGGGGACAUCCUCAAAUAGAAGCUCCUUCAAGUGGCAUUCAACUGUGCCCUGUUCCAAGCCCUGGCCCAAGUCAAGUUUAUAGAAUGGGAACUGCCACACCAUCUUCCUUCCAUAGUGCAUCUCAGUCUCCAGGACACUCACCAACAUCUGCCUCUGGAAAUAACCUCACCAUGCCAGCUGCUGCAUACCCUCUUCUGCCAGGACAGAUGAGCAAGGCUGAUGGCACUGUAUACCAGUCACUGCCACCUGGUUAUCAGAGCAUGCUAGGAGUGCCUAAACCUUCUCCUGUGCUCCUUCCACCACAGCCUUACUCCUUGCCAUCUCAGCAAUACCAGCAGCCUCCUAUAGGUCCAGCCCAGUUAAGUUCAUCCUUGGCUGCAUUAAGCCUACAGGCUCAGGCUCCUGAGGCUCUAAGAGUGGUCAACCUAUUGCAGGAACGUAACCUAUUGCCCCCUGGACCUAUUCCUGCCCCAACACCUUGCUUGCCUCAGGACCUGCAGAAACUCAACUGCAACCCAGAGGUCUUCCGAUGUACACUUACCAGCAUCCCCCAAACACAGUCACUGUUAAACAAAGCCAGACUGCCUCUUGGAUUGCUGUUGCACCCAUUUAAAGAUCUCUCACAGCUACCUGUGGUCACAUCCAGCAGUAUAGUGCGCUGUCGUUCCUGUAGGACUUAUAUUAACCCAUUUGUGUCCUUCCUGGAUCAGAGAAGAUGGAAGUGCAACUUAUGUUAUCGAGUCAAUGAUGUUCCUGAGGAGUUCAUGUACAAUCCUGUCAGCAGAUCAUAUGGAGAGCCACACAAAAGGCCAGAGGUCCAGAAUGCCACUAUUGAGUUCAUUGCUCCUUCUGAAUACAUGCUCAGACCACCGCAACCUGCUGUAUACCUAUUUGUGCUUGAUGUCUCCCACAACGCUGUGGAAACUGGGUAUAUAGAUGUCGUCUGUCAGUCCCUUUUAGAGAACCUUAAUUCUCUUCCAGGAGAUUCAAGGACAAAAAUUGGUUUCAUCACAUUUGACAGCAUGAUCCAUUUCUACAACCUGCAGGAGGGACUUUCCCAGCCGCAAAUGCUCAUUGUUUCAGACACUGAAGAUAUUUUUUUACCUACGCCUGACAGCCUUUUAGUGAACCUCAGUGAAUGCAAGGAGCUGGUGCAAGACUUACUGAAGAGUUUGCCUCAGAUGUUUGCAAAAACAAUGGAAACUCAGUCUGCUCUGGGCCCAGCCCUGCAGGCUGCCUUCAAACUGAUGUCACCCACUGGUGGUCGAGUGUCCAUUUUUCAGACCCAGCUACCAACCUUGGGCAUAGGGGCACUUGGGUCUAGAGAGGACCCCAACCAGAGAUCAUCAGCAAAGGAUGUCCAGCAUCUUUCUCCUGCUACGGAUUUCUAUAAGAAACUGGCCCUUGACUGUUCUGGUCAGCAGGUGGCUGUGGACCUCUUUUUGCUUAGUGCACAGUACUGUGAUCUUGCUACCUUAGGGUGUAUAUCCAGGUAUUCAGCAGGGAGCGUUUUUUUCUAUCCUUCAUAUCAUAACCAGCACACCCCUGCUCAGACAGAACGCUUCCAAAAAGAUCUAAAGAGAUAUCUCACCCGCAAGAUUGGUUUUGAGGCUGUUAUGAGGAUACGCUGCACUAAAGGCCUCUCCAUACACACCUUCCAUGGAAACUUCUUUGUGCGCUCCACCGACCUCUUGUCUUUACCGAACAUUAAUCCUGAUGCUGGCUUUGCUGUGCAGAUGUCCAUCGAGGAGAACCUGUUGGAUAUGCAGGUGGUGUCGUUCCAAGCAGCUCUCCUCUACACUUCCAGCAAAGGUGAGAGGCGGAUCCGAGUCCAUACCUUGUGUUUGCCUGUGGUGAAUUCCAUAUCCGAUAUCUUUGCUGGGGCUGACGUUCAGGCCAUAACAGGCCUGCUGGCUAGCAUGGCUGUGGAUCGCUCAGUGACAGCUAGCCUGACUGAUGCCCGUGAUGCCAUGACCAAUGCUGUUAUUGAUUCUCUGACAUCCUACCGUACCUCAGUGCUGGCCAUCCAACAGCCUGGUCUGCUUGCCCCUGCCUGCCUGCGGCUCUUGCCUCUGUACAUCCUAGGCCUGCUUAAACAGAAAGCAUUCCGGACAGGGACCAGCACCCGGCUGGAUGACCGUGUGUUUGCCAUGUGUCAGCUGAAGUGUCAGCCAUUGGCUUACCUCAUGUACUUGGUGCAUCCUUCCUUGUAUCGCCUGGACACCUUGAUUAAUGAGGGGCCACAGAACAUCGACGAUCACAUCAUUUCUCAGCCCAGAGUGCUGCAGCUGUCUGUGGAGAAGCUCAUCAGGGAGGGGGUUUUCCUCAUGGAUACAGGCUCAGAGUUUUAUUUCUGGGUUGGAAGAAAUUGUAACCCAGUUUUCCUGAGACAAGUGCUUGGAGUCCAGAGCUAUGCAGAUGUUCCCCUGAACAUGAAUCAUCUGCCAGAGUUAGAUACAGCUGAGUCUGGAAGAACACGAGCUUUCAUUGGUUGGCUGAGAGAGCAACGGCCUUUUUAUUCUGUUUUGCAUGUUAUCGGAGAGGAAAGCCCCCUCAAGUCCAUUUUUAUGCAGAACAUGAUUGAAGACCGGACAGAGUCUGCCCUGUCUUAUUAUGAAUUUCUGCUGCAUGUGCAACAGCAAGUCUCCAAGUAAAGCCACUGAGUGGAAGAUUAUAGAUGAUGGAUCACUCAGAAGAGCUAAGCAAUUGUCAUCCCCAGAGCCUCCCUCAUCUAUAGAAACACACUAAACUGUGUUUGUUCUCAAUGCCUUCUCUUUUGAUUUCCCAUAACCAGCUUAUCUCAAACAAGUUAUGCAAUGAAUUUUCUCAUAGAUAAUACUACUUUACUCCUUCCUGCAACCAUCUAAGAGAAAUUCUAUAAAAUUUGCAGUCUGCAGAAAAGUUGAGAGAGAUUGUCACAUUAAUAUGAACUGACAUUGCUGAAAAAGAACAGUAAUGAUUGCUAGUAAUGAAGUACUGAUAUUUAGCAUUAUGCUAAUGCCUUUGUGCAGGAGUGUUGGUAUUUUGGGGGACUAAAGUUGGAUCCCAGCAAAUAAAUCAUAUUUCAAUCAUCUGAGUUGAAUAAAGUUGUAUUUGUUGCAGAGGGAUUGAGGGUCUGUUUGGCAUUCUUCUCAUAUGUCAAACAAAUCUGUUGGCUUUAUUACACCUAUAUCGGUAGGUGAGCCAGUGGUUUCUAAGUUAUUGUCUUUCCAUUUAUUGACCAAGUGCUAAGUGAAUUACUCCUUUCUAUAAUUUCCUUGUAAAAUUUUCCCUCACUCUGAUUUUUUUAAAUGGGAAUCUCAAGUUAAUUACAUUCUGUAUUUACCUUGUAUGGGAACUUAUUUUUUUAUUGUAAAACUUUGUUACAAUACAGACACUAUACAAGUAUAUGGUUUUUAAUAGGAUGUGGAAAUUUCUUUAUCACAUCACAAAAACAUUGUGAUCUUUAAAUCAUGCUCUAACCUGUAUAUUGAUAAAUCUACACUAUUAUACUUGGAAUUGUUGACUUUAGUAUGAUUAUAUUCACAUGUAAUUAUGAGAACAAAUAAAGUGUUCGGGCCUUUUGUAA
Messenger RNA from Electrophorus electricus (electric eel), 4499 nucleotides. RefSeq names its product protein transport protein Sec24A. Gene Ontology annotation, cellular component: COPII vesicle coat; endoplasmic reticulum exit site. The record is from RefSeq and is a predicted model, not a curated record. Lineage: Eukaryota; Metazoa; Chordata; Actinopteri; Gymnotiformes; Gymnotidae. Gene Ontology annotation, molecular function: zinc ion binding; SNARE binding. Gene Ontology annotation, biological process: COPII-coated vesicle cargo loading; endoplasmic reticulum to Golgi vesicle-mediated transport; intracellular protein transport.